UCCCAGCGAGCCCCGCGGGCUGCGACCUGCGAGCGACCCGGACUCGGGGCGGGCGGAAGCGGAGCCGGGCCCGGGAGGGAGCGGCCGGGCGGCGCGGCCCAGAUUUUGUAGCCAUGGCAGAGCCGGCAGGAACGAAGCCAAAGCGCAUCCUGGUAACCGGUGGCACCGGACUGGUGGGGAGAGGCAUUGAGAAGGUGGUUGCUGAUGGAGAGGGCAGGCCAGAUGAGGAAUGGAUCUUCGUGUGCUCCAAGGAUGCUGACUUAACGAACGCGGCGGAGACCAGAGCCCUGUAUGAGAAACACAGACCCACCCACGUGAUCCACUUGGCAGCCUUGGUGGGAGGCCUCUUCAAAAACAUCAAAUACAACCUGGAUUUCUGGCGGAGAAACGUGCACAUCAACGACAACGUCCUUCACUCAGCAUACGAAUUCGGAGUGCAGAAAGUCGUCUCCUGCCUUUCUACCUGCAUCUUCCCGGACAAGACCACCUAUCCUAUCGACGAGUCCAUGAUUCACAACGGGCCCCCACACGGCUCCAAUUUUGGGUAUUCGUACGCCAAGAGAAUGAUCGACGUUCAGAACAGGGGGUAUUUCGAACAGCAUGGCUGCCGAUUCACGGCCGUGAUCCCCACCAAUGUCUUCGGACCUCAUGAUAACUACAACAUCGAGGACGGGCAUGUCCUUCCGGGACUGAUCCACAAGGUGUACCUGGCAAAGAAAAAUGGCACGGCUCUCACUGUCUGGGGAACAGGAAAGCCCAGGAGACAAUUCAUCUACUCUCUGGACCUGGCACGUCUCUUCCUCUGGGUCCUAAGGGAGUACGACGAGGUGGAGCCCAUCAUCCUCUCAGUUGGAGAAGAAGACGAGGUCUCUAUCAGGGAAGCUGCGGAGAACGUCGUGGAAGCCAUGGAUUUCAAGGGAGAACUCAUUUUUGACACGACAAAAUCCGACGGCCAGUUCAAGAAAACAGCCAGCAACGGCAAGCUGAGGCGGUGCAUGCCCGACUUCCAGUUCACGCCGUUCAAACAAGCUGUGAAGGAAACUUGCGACUGGUUCAACGCGCACUAUGACAUCGCCCGGAAGUGACCAGCACACCAAAGCCGUUGUGAUUAGCGGCCAACACUGCCCUGGAGGUUCCUCUGAGACUCAGGGUUUUCCUUUGCUGGAGCAGAGGAGGGGACGCGUGAGGGCGUUUGGGGCUGUGAAAUGAUGCUGGAGAUACAGCUUUUCCAAAGUAGAAUUUGAGAGGGGUGGGGAAUGGAAUUGGGGGGCAGAGAGAUCCUGAACGGCCAAAUCACUGAUAAGCUCAGCAAACAUGAGUGAGAAAUGUGUAGCAUUAGGGGUGGAGAUACCCUGUCUUUCUCUGUGACGCAGGACUCACACUACUAGUCAUCUCAGCCAGCCAGGGGCGUAGAACUUCAUGGGGUGGAAUGGGGAGAAACUCUCUGUUCAGGGAUCAAAGUGAAUCUUUGUUAAAAGGUUCCAAAAAUGCAAAGACUGAGGCAUCCCCCGCAAUGCUUCCAACAUUCCU
This is a messenger RNA of Malaclemys terrapin pileata, 1530 nucleotides long. It is a transcript of the gene GFUS, whose product is annotated as GDP-L-fucose synthase. Bases 114 to 1085 code for a protein of 323 amino acids. Gene Ontology annotation, biological process: nucleotide-sugar biosynthetic process. The transcript has 11 exons. The record is from RefSeq and is a predicted model, not a curated record. Gene Ontology annotation, molecular function: GDP-L-fucose synthase activity. Lineage: Eukaryota; Metazoa; Chordata; Testudines; Emydidae.